UCAAAACUCAGGACACCAACUUUCAUUAGAAUGGAAGGAAAAGAACGUGAAGAAGAAGAGGAUAUCAUUUGCUUGGAUGAAUCAUUCUUCAUCAAUGACAAUUACCAGCUCACAACCUUUACUUUUGGGUCUCAUGUUCUUCAGCUUUAUUGCCUCCAAGCUGCUUCGACUGAUUUUGAUUUAACAGGUCAGCUGGUGUGGCCUGGGGCAGUGCUAUUGAAUGAUUAUCUUUCCAAAAAUGCUGGCAUUCUGCAAGGGUGUUCUGUAAUUGAACUUGGCUCUGGUGUAGGCAUUACUGGAAUACUGUGCAGCAGAUUUUGUCAUAAAGUUGUUUUGACAGAUCAUAAUGAAGAGGUUCUUAAGAUUCUUGAGAAAAACGCAGAGUUAUGUGUAUCUACUCAAAGUUCCAUUUCUUGUGCUGGUUUAAAGCCCAAGAAGCUAGAAUGGGGGAACUCUGACCAGCUCAACCAUAUUUUACUGGAAAAUCCAGAAGGAUUUGAUUUAGUCCUUGGAGCUGAUAUCUGUUUUCAGCAGUCAAGUAUUCCUCUGCUCUUUGAUACGGUUAAACAGCUCCUUGUUCAUGCUGCACCAAAAUGCAAAUUUAUAUUGGCUUACGUAUCCAGAGCAAAAGUCAUGGAUACGCUCGUUGUUCAUGAAGCCAUUCAGCAUGGAUUACAGAUGAAUGAAGUUGAUGGGACUCGUGCUUUGGUUAAAAAUCUUGAAGGAGUUAUCUUUGAGAUCACCUUAGAGAUAAACAAUUGCAGUCGUGGAGAGAAAGCAAGAAUUAAAGGAUCAAGUUGAAUUUCAGUUGUACAAGUGUAGCUUGUCAUAUUCUAUUCCUGUAUAAAAGACUUAACAGGUGAGUACUAUGUGCAUUUUGCUUUUGUGUUUCUUGCAGUCAGUAAAGACGUUUCUUUCUUU
Molecule: messenger RNA, 921 nt
Organism: Coffea eugenioides
Lineage: Eukaryota; Viridiplantae; Streptophyta; Magnoliopsida; Gentianales; Rubiaceae
Product: protein N-lysine methyltransferase METTL21A
Exons: 9
Coding region: 31-801 (256 amino acids)
Biological process (GO): protein methylation
Cellular component (GO): nucleus
Molecular function (GO): protein methyltransferase activity
Source: RefSeq, a predicted model, not a curated record